UGAAAAUUUCUCCUUAUUUGAAGUUCAUCUGACAACAAAUUCUCAUCCAUCCCCUGCCGCAACUCGCCGCGCCUGAAUCCAUCUCCCGGUAAACAGUCGAGAACUCAAUCGGACGCCGGAAUGGCUUUAUCCAGGCCGCGUUGUGUCAAUCUUGUGAAGCCGUUGUCAACGGCUGUCCGCCACCUAUCGGCGGAUUCCGCCGCCGCUAUCACCGUCGAGACAAACCUCCCCUUCAGUGGUCAUAACAUCGAUCCGCCGUCUCGCUCCGUAGAAACCACGCCAAAGGAGCUCAUGACCUUCUUCCGAGACAUGGCUUUGAUGCGGCGGAUGGAGAUCGCCGCCGAUUCGCUCUACAAGGCCAAGCUCAUCCGUGGCUUCUGCCACCUCUACGACGGGCAGGAGGCCGUGGCGAUAGGAAUGGAAGCCGCGAUUACCAGGAAGGAUUGUAUUAUUACCGCUUAUAGGGACCACUGUAUCUACCUUGGCCGCGGAGGAACGCUAGUUGAGACGUUUGCUGAGCUUAUGGGGAGAAAGGACGGCUGUUCGAAAGGGAAGGGAGGUUCUAUGCACUUCUACAAGAAGGAGAGCGGAUUUUACGGUGGCCAUGGGAUUGUAGGGGCUCAGGUUCCACUAGGCAUCGGACUGGCCUUUGCACAGAAGUACUCAAAGGAGGAUCAUGUGAGUUUCUCAAUGUACGGAGAUGGCGCUGCUAACCAGGGACAAUUGUUUGAGGCUUUGAACAUGGCUGCACUCUUGGAGCUGCCUGCUAUUCUUGUUUGCGAGAACAACCACUAUGGCAUGGGAACAGCAGAGUGGAGAGCAGCAAAAAGUCCUGCCUAUUAUAAGAGAGGGGAUUAUGUCCCUGGACUGAAGGUGGAUGGAAUGGAUGUCCUUGCUGUGAAGCAAGCUUGCAAAUUUGCCAAGGAGAAUGCUCUGAAGAAUGGGCCACUUAUUCUUGAAAUGGACACCUAUAGGUAUCAUGGGCACUCCAUGUCUGAUCCUGGAAGCACAUACCGCACACGGGAUGAAAUCAGUGGAGUGAGACAGGAGCGUGAUCCUAUUGAAAGAGUCAGAAAACUCAUACUCACUCAUGAUAUUUCCACUGAAAAAGAGCUAAAGGAUAUUGAGAAGGAAGUCAGAAAAGAGGUAGAUGAAGCCAUAGCAAAAGCAAAGGAGAGUCAAAUGCCAGAUCCUUCUGAACUCUUUACCAAUGUUUAUUCCAAAGGAUUAGGAAUUGAGGCCUUUGGAGCAGACAGGAAGGAAUUGAGGGCAACACUUCCCUGAGAAGAGGUCUGUACAAGUUCAUCAAUUGGCCUCUCCCUUUGAAGAGAUAAGAAAAAGGUAAGCCGGGUGAAUAACAUAUGCGAUUUAUUACUCGUUGAACAUUUGGAUUCCUCAUUCAUUCAUUUAGCACCAUUGAUUCUUUGCGGUACGGUAGUUCGAUUAUGUUUUUAAAAAAAGAAUGUGCCCUCCCUGCUACCGGCAUAUAGACAUUUUUUUUGCUCAAUAAGGAAUUUGUACGAUGUACAUCGAUCGACUGCCAUUGAAUUUCGCUAUUUUUAUUGUUGUCUCGCUUCUAGCGGCAUUAUUGGUUGAUUUGAAUCUUUAACCUGACAUUAACGUCUUAUUGACCUAGAAGUCAUAGAUUCAAGUGUUAUUUUAAAAGAGAUUCAAAUGUUAUUCUCACUUAGAUAUAGAAAUUUAAUGUUCACGUGAUUUUGUGUAAUGGCAAAGCACUGUUUGUGGCGGGAGAAGGGAGGAGGAAUAGGGGAGCACGUGAUCACGUGGCGGCAAACGGAGUAGAUGCAACGGUGGUGUACUGAUCUCUCUGCCGUCAACGUCAACAUUAUUUACAAAGAGCACAUGCCAGCUGGCCAGCCCUUUGUCUCCUUUUGCCCAUCUGGCUCUCCCCCUCCAUCGAAGGCAAUCUUUAUUCU
Messenger RNA from Cuscuta campestris, 1937 nucleotides. Lineage: Eukaryota; Viridiplantae; Streptophyta; Magnoliopsida; Solanales; Convolvulaceae. The record is from the annotation of a GenBank genome assembly.